AUGGUAAUGUUGUGCUAUCGUGAUAGCACCGUCUGCUUUCAGAUCUGCAAGGUCUCCAUGCUAAGAAAAUGUACAGCCUGCGAAUCGCCGAGCUGUGCGGCGUGGAUUCGGACUUCCACAGAGCCGCUGUCUUUGCUGGAGCUCCUUACAGGAGCCGCUGUGCCACCUGCAGCGCCACGCACCGCUUGUGUGUCAGACGAGGCGCUGACCCUUCGCUUCCUAUCUUCGCCGGCAGAAUUCGGUCGGAAGUGGACUUUACUGGAGCCAGACGCCUCCACGAUUCCCGAGGGCCGGCCUUGGCCGAAGCCGGCGCUGUGGGCGCCCGGAGGAGGACGACGCCGGAGGCGUUGCCAGCGAGAAGCGCUUUCCCCGAAUUUGGCCAAGGUCUUUCAGACGCGCCUCUUUCCCUUUGAAAUCGGAAGCUUGCGCAAUGUGCUCUUGGACCAUCUCGAGCGGAUCUUCGACCUCGGACGAGUUUACCACGACUUCUAUGCUGGCACGCUGAAAGAGAAUGGCGGCCCUUUAGAACUUCGGGCCUCUCUGGUGAAAAAGGUCUCCGAGUUCGCCUUCGGCAACGAAGGGGAUCCAGAGGGCUAUGCGUAUCCACAGCCUACCGGAGCUGCACCUGCACUUCCCAAGGGUGCCAUCUCGCCCACGUCUUCGCUAGAGUUGAUCGGUAACUUCUUCUACCAUGCGCACAGUCUGGAGCAGUGCCCUCCGCCACCAACAUGUGCAAAAGACUCUAACCAGGUGCCGCUGGUUCACUACCAUCGCGUCGCACCCCUUCACAUGCGGAAGGCUUUUUGUAACUACUACCACUUCACCACGGUGGCGCUGUCCCGUUUGGUGGCGCUACUACCUCGACUGCAAGCAGAUCCUACGAUCGUGUUACUUAUCCCACAUCCGAACAAGAAAGGCCAGCGAUCCCCGUUCAUCCGCGACAGCCUCCAACUCCUGGGCCUCGAAGAUCAUCGCAUUGUGCAGUUCCCGCCGUGCCGAGUGGUCUUCGCGAGCGAGGUCUUGCUCGCCGGCGCGGGGCCGCGCGCAGCCCUGGCCAGAGACGCGGAGGGCCGAGCCAGGGCAAUCAUGGCCGAUGUUGCGGAUGCCGUGCCAACACGGCGCGUGCGCAAUGCGGUGCUAGCUCGCACCAGGGUCGAUGUUCCUGGCGGCGUGCUGCUCAUCGACCGUCGCGAGCGCCGUGUGAUUUCUAACCUCCAGGAGGUUCGCGGGGCCCUGACAAGGCUACCGAAGGGCACCGAGACACGUCUGAUGUACUGCGAGAACUUGACGUUCGUGGAGCAAGUCUCAGCCUUUGCAGCUGCGGAUGCCGCUGUCGCUGUCAGCGGUGCAUGCCUGGCUAACAGCCUCUACAUGCGGGAAGGGUCCCUUGUGGUGGACUUGGUUCCGGUCAAGAACUACAUGGGCGCUGACGUCGUCAUGCCACUGCAAUGUGGCGUUACCUGGUUCUGGACGCUCACCCAGAAUGUCGGUGUCCGCUACCGCAGCCUGAUGAUGCCCGAGGGCGACCUCGACGCAGAUACCGUGGAAGUGCCCGCAGAUAUGGUUCGUGAGCUGCUGCUGCGCGAGCUGCAGACCCUGCCUCGGGGGCGGCCGGCGAAAGCGGAGGAGACCUGCGGCGUGGACGAGCGCUGUGGGCCAGCCGGUCUCGGCGAAGAGGCUGAGGAACUAUGCCCUGGAAAGCUGGUCGCUGCUUCGCCUGCGCUCUGCAGCGUGCCGGUGGAUAGUAGGCCUGUGGAGAUCCUUCGGGAAGCUUUCCUCAAACGACGGGAGGUGUCCGACUUUUCGGAAAGCAAGGAGGACUUCAUCACCAGCUACCGAAAGCUCUCGCACGAUUGCGAGAUGCUGGCCUAUCUGGAGGAGCUCGGCCACCUGCAGCCACCGCAUUCGCCCCUCUGCCGGGCUCUCCACGCUGCCUCGGCGAAAAGCUAUGCUGGGCGGCCGACGCAGGCCUUCGUCGUCCGCAUUCCUGAGGGUGACCCGCGCCGGGAGCGCUUCCAGCAACUAAGUCGAGCGCUCUACGUCCCAGCGGCGGCGAGGAUGCCAGGCCCGGCGGUGGCUCCACACCUCAAGGGCCAUAGCCAGGCUCUCCUCGACGAGGUGCUAUCCCCAGAGGCGCUAGAAGCGCUGUCCCGGCAGCUGCAAGAGUCCAGCAUGUACUUCCACCGGGAAGAAACCGGGACCUACUUGGUUGCUCUGUGGGAGGACGGUCUCGCAUCGCCACUUCUUUGGCAGAUUGCUAUGGAGCUCAUUGAGGCCCUGCCGGCACUGGCAGACCACUUCCUCUGUGAGACUAAGGCCUACAAGGCCCUCAGCGGCGGUUCUACCUCCCCAGGAUUGGCGGCAAAGGGUGCCGACGCCUUUAAGGGCACCUUAAAGUCCAACCAACACUUGACCCGACAUCCGGACCCAGAUUACGCCUCCAACCGCGCGGUGCUCUGGCGCGACGACUGCGCCGAGACGGUCCACGAAGUCGAACAGCAGUGGGCACAGUCCGAUGUGGAAACACUGAAAGAUAUGAAAUCGAAUUUGAGAGCUGUAGUAGCUUUUCAUGGCUUUGGUCACUUCCUUGCGAGCCGCGGUACCAUCUUUGCCGACGUCCAAAGUGGCCACCGCUUCUUUGAAUGCUUUCCCUGCGGGCUCAUUCAGGAUGGCGGCUAG
Symbiodinium sp. CCMP2592 is the source of this 2679-nucleotide messenger RNA. Lineage: Eukaryota; Dinophyceae; Suessiales; Symbiodiniaceae. The record is from the annotation of a GenBank genome assembly.